Messenger RNA from Melitaea cinxia (Glanville fritillary), 1221 nucleotides. It is a transcript of the gene bru3, whose product is annotated as CUGBP Elav-like family member 4. The transcript has 9 exons. Gene Ontology annotation, biological process: regulation of alternative mRNA splicing, via spliceosome; mRNA splice site recognition. The record is from RefSeq and is a predicted model, not a curated record. Lineage: Eukaryota; Metazoa; Arthropoda; Insecta; Lepidoptera; Nymphalidae. Gene Ontology annotation, molecular function: mRNA binding. Gene Ontology annotation, cellular component: ribonucleoprotein complex; nucleus; cytoplasm. The coding region runs from base 1 to 1221 and encodes 406 amino acids.
AUGAAAUGUAUAAAAGACGAAGCGGGGAAGAUUUUGACGGACGAUGAGGAAAUAAAAGAACGCUGGAAGAGAUACUUUAAUAACUUGAUGAAUGAAGAAAAUGAAUGGAGCGGAGUGUUAGAAAAUGUACGAAGUAAUGAAGGAAUGGUGAAAGAGGUAAGUAUAGAGGAAGUGAAGAUGGCAGUGCAGAGUAUGAAGAAUAGAAAAGCAGUUGGGCCAGAUAGUUGCGCAUUCGUAAAGUUUAGUUCACACCAGGAAGCACAGGCCGCCAUCACAAGUCUGCACGGCAGUCAAACUAUGCCUGGUGCGUCUUCGAGCCUAGUAGUAAAAUUCGCAGACACGGAGAAGGAACGUCAAUUGCGUCGGAUGCAGCAGAUGGCCGGCAACAUGAGUCUCCUGAACCCUUUCGUGUUCAACCAGUUCGGCGCGUACGGCGCCUACGCUCAGGUCAUCACUGAGCAAGUUGAUCUUCAACAACAAGCAGCGCUGAUGGUAGCAGCAACUGCGCAGGGCUACAUCAGCCCUAUGACGGCACUCGCAUCGCACGCGUUGAAUGGCAUGGCCAACUCUGUUGUGCCGCCUAAUUCCGAUAAUUUCUCCGGGUUGGCGAUAGGCACAGGGGGCGCGCAACCACUGAACGGCGCCUUGCCAUCCCUGCCGUCACCGACCAUGCCGGGGUUCAACAUGGCCGCCCAGACCGCUAACGGCCAACCGCCGCCGCAAGACGCCGUCUACACUAAUGGCAUUCACCAGACGUUUACCGGGCCCGUCCCGGUCACGGCGCAGGGCAUACCAAAUGGCGAGGCGGCGCUGCAACACGCAGCGUAUCCCGGCAUGCAACCCUUCCCCGGCGUCGCUUACCCAGCGGUUUAUGGACAGUUUCCGCAACCCAUACCUCCGCCGAUGUCGACCAUUGCGCCCGCGCAGAGAGAAGGCUGUUCCAUCUCGGGGCCUGAGGGCUGCAACCUCUUCAUAUACCACUUACCGCAGGAGUUCGGCGACAGCGAACUAAUGCAGAUGUUCCUCCCGUUCGGAAACGUGAUCAGCAGCAAGGUCUUCAUUGAUCGUGCCACCAACCAGAGCAAAUGUUUCGGCUUUGUAUCGUUCGAUAACCCGGCGUCAGCCCAAGCGGCCAUCCAGGCGAUGAAUGGAUUUCAAAUUGGCAUGAAGCGGCUAAAGGUUCAGCUGAAACGGCCAAAGGACGCCAACCGGCCUUAUUAA